Corvus hawaiiensis (hawaiian crow) is the source of this 2545-nucleotide messenger RNA. It is a transcript of the gene RMDN3, whose product is annotated as regulator of microtubule dynamics 3. Gene Ontology annotation, molecular function: microtubule binding. Gene Ontology annotation, cellular component: spindle microtubule; cytoplasm; mitotic spindle pole. The record is from RefSeq and is a predicted model, not a curated record. The transcript is spliced from 12 exons. The coding region runs from base 9 to 1373 and encodes 454 amino acids. NCBI's taxonomy places the organism in Eukaryota, Metazoa, Chordata, Aves, Passeriformes, Corvidae.
GAGCGGCCAUGGCGGUGCCGGUGGCGGAGCCGGCCCGGGCCGGGCCCCGGCUGGGGAUAGCGCUGGGGCUGGCGGCGGGCGCCGGCAUCGGCCUCGGGCUGCUCUGGGCCAUGCGCCGCCGCUCCAAGGAGCCGGCGGGGCCGCCGCGCCACGCCCAGGCCGUGCCCGGAGCGCUGCUCCCGGCGGAUGCGGGUGACGGAGCCGUGCCCAGCCCCCUGCUGAGGCAGGACGAGCAGCUGGAGCUGCUGGAGCGCCUGGACUUCGUGGUGAGGAACAUCGUGGAGCUGAGGAAGGAGGUGGAGGAGCUGCGGAACAGCCUCCAGCAGCUGGCGGUGGAGAUCGUGGGGGAAGUCAGGACCCACCUGGAAGAAACGCAGCGAGUGACUCGCAGGAGGAAGUUCCCCUUCUCCAGGGAGAGAAGUGACUCCACAGGCUCCAGCUCCAUCUAUUUCACAGCCAGCUCAGGCAAUGCCAACACAGAUGAUGGAGAGAGCGAAGGGGGUUACACCACAGCCAACGCCGAGUCCGACUACGACCGGGAGUCGGAGCAGGAGAGCGAGGACGAAGUGAGCUGUGACACAGUGAGGACUGUGCGCAGGGAUUCCCUGGAUCUGGUCCCCGAGGAUGAAAACCCUCUGGUCCUGGAUUCCACGCUGGAGGAGGGCCUGGGGCAGCUCCUGGAGCAGGCUGACCGCCUGCACAGCGGGGAUGAGCGGGACAAGAGAGAGGGGUUCCAGCUGCUCCUCAACAACAAGCUGGCGGUAAAGUACGCGGGGCAGCGCGAGUUCCUGUGGCGCCUGGCGCGGGCGCGCUGCGACGUGUGGGAGCUGACGGAGGACGCGGACGAGAGGAGAUCCUGCGCCAGCGAGGGGAAGGAAGAGCUGGAACUUGCCUUGCAGAAAUGGGAUCAAAGUGCUGAGUGCCACCAGUGGUUUGCCAUCCUGUGUGGGCAGCUGUCAGAACACGAGAGCAUUCCCAAGCGCAUCCAGGCCGGAUAUGUUUUCAAGGAGCACAUCGAUAAAGCCAUUGCCCUGAAGCCACAGGACCCACAGCUCUACUAUCUCCUGGGCAGGUGGUGUUACCAGGUUGCCCACCUGGGCUGGCUGGAGAAGAGGACGGUGUCGGCGCUGUUCGAGGCCCCGCCGACGGCCACGGUGCAGGACGCGCUGCAGAACUUCCUGCGGGUCGAGGAGCUGAGUCCUGGAUUUUCCAAAGCAGGAAGAGUUUACAUUGCCAAGUGCUACAGGGACCUCGGGAACACCUCAGCGGCGGUGCUGUGGAUGAACCUCGCCUCGGAGCUGCCAGCGAGCACCAAAGAGGAUGCAGAAAGCGAGAAGGACCUUGAGGAGAUGCGCUCGGUCUGGGAGGAAUAAUUUUGGAAAAACUCAUGCCCCUGGAUACUGCAGAGACAGUAAAAUUCCAAAUGGAUUCCACGAUCCUGACAAUUCUGAGUGCACUUCAUGGAUAAGCCACAGGAGUUUGCAGGAAAACAUCUUGGAAUUGAUGGGAUAAAACUGUGCUUUAUUUUCCUUUGUAGAGCACUGCAUGUGUUUGAUUUUAGGAUCCCUAAAACUGUUGCAUUCCUAAAAAUGGGGGGAUAUGUGGGGGUUUAUAGGUAGAGUUUGUGAUAUAAAAAUAUUUGUGGUUAUAUAUAUAUAUAUAUGGCAGAUAUUUGUGAGUUAGCUAGUGAUAUAAAUAUGUAUAAUACAUAUUUUUAUAUAUGUGUGUAUCAAUAUAUAUGUAUAUUUAUUUAUUAUAUAUAUAUAUAUAUGCACAUAUAUAUUUUAUGUCACACACUCUGCCUGUGUGAAAUCCUUGCUGGUGAGCUCCCACUUUAUUCCUGAGGAAAACUUGAGCCAAUUUUUUUUCCAGUUUAUUUGUAUUCUCUUUUCCUUAGUAAUUAAUUAAAUCAGUUGGAAUAACUGAUAAAUGCCUUUUGUAGAUGUCUAGGAGGGAUCAAUUUCCAAGCAGGACCAAGGAGCUUUCCUGCACAAUCCAGAGUGGAGUUUAAGAGGUUCAUUAGUCAAAGAAGUGAGGAACAGGAUUUUAAACUUCAGGAUUUCUUCCCAGUGAUGCUUCUGUCUUCACUCACACGAGGCUGAAAACUUCUGUUCCUCCAAACUGUGCUGCUGUGGUUUAGCUGAGUAGGUACUGAUCAGGGACCAGGAUAGAGGAGCAGGAAUAGCUUGUGGCAAAGCUGAUGCUUCCCUGUGCUGAUCUUCUGCCACUGACCAGAUUUAUUCUUUUUGAAUUAAUUGUCUCCUGAACUAAUGAGGCAACGCCGAGGAGGUGAAGCCGACCACUGACAUUCCUCUUGCAGCUCCUGGGGACCAAACAGGAACAGGGAAUUGUGCUGGACGCUGACACAGCUGGGGAAGGAAAACCUGUGUUGUGGAAUUCCCCAAGGAUUUAUCAAAGCUUUGUUGAUAUCCCUUAAAAUUCCAAUGGCAGCUACUGAACACUAAUUCCUGAACGUCUGUUUUAUGCUCGGGUGGUUGUGAGGGGUAGAGCGAGGAGUGUGAGAGUAAAACAUUCCUUAAAUCAC